CCAAGCCUGCCAAACAACAAAGUGUGUGCACAACAUCGACUCAGAUGUCUGGGAAAACGUCUUAAGAAAGAUAAUCAAUAUCACAAGGAUUAUGUGGCUUUUAUGGAGGACAUCAUAACAAGAGGUGAUGCUGAAAAGGUUCCAGAGUCAGAGUUAAACGAUCGGACCACGUGGUAUAUCCCUCACCAUGGGGUUUAUCAUCCCCAAAAGCCAGGAAAGAUUCGCGUGGUAUUUGAUUGCUCGGCUAAGUUUCAGAAUACAUCGCUGAAUGAGCAUCUACUCACCGGGCCAGACCUUACAAAUACCCUUGUAGGGGUCUUGUGUCGCUUCCGCAAAGGACGAGUAGCCAUCAUGUGUGAUGUAGAGCGGAUGUUCCAUCAAUUUCAUGUCGCACCAAGUGACCAAGACUAUCUCAGAUUCCUGUGGUGGGAAAGAGGCGAUAUGGAGGCUCCACCUUCAGUGUUCCGCAUGAAGGUUCACUUGUUCGGUGCUGCAUCGUCACCUGGAUGCGCAAACUUUGGGCUCAAACACCUGGCUGCAGAAGGUGAAGGCAAGUUUAGUGAAGCUACAGUGAGGUUUAUUCAGCGCAACUUUUAUGUUGAUGAUGGAUUAACAAGUUUGGACAGUGAAGAAGAAGCUAUCGAGCUUGUUAGAGAGGCAAGAGACCUCUGCAACACUGGUAAACUCCACUUACACAAAUUCAUUACCAGUAACAAGAAGGUGCUUGCCACAAUCCCAAAGCAAGAACUUGCAGAAGUUGUAGCUGACCUGGACAUGGCCUUGGGUGAGCACAAGAUGGAGCGGGCUCUCGGGGUCCAAUGGUGUAUUAGCUCAGAUAAGUUCCAGUUCAAAGUGAGGGUAAAGGAUCAUCCUUUCACCAGAAGAGGAGUAUUGUCAACAGUGGCCUCAAUUUUUGAUCCUCUUGGAUUUGUGGCACCUAUCAUUCUAAAAGGUAAACAGAUUCUACAAAGGAUGUGCCAAGACAAGGUGGGAUGGGAUGAGCAGCUUCCUGAUGAUCUCAGGCCGCGUUGGGAAGCGUGGCUCCAAGACCUUCAUAAUCUUUCAGUGGUAGAGAUACCACGGCACUACAUGCCAUUGGCAGCUAAGGAAGUUCAACAGUGUGAGCUUCACCAUUUUUCCGAUGCCAGUGUUUCCGGCUAUGGAAUGUGUUCUUACCUUAGGGUUGUUUCGAAGUCUGGAGAAGUCCAGUGUGCUCUUGUUAUGGCAAAGGCAAGGGUUGCACCGACAAAGUUAACAACGAUCCCAAGACUGGAACUCUCAGCUGCAGUCGUGGCCACAAGGUCGAGUGACCUGCUAAGGAGAGAAAUGGAGAUGGAAAAUCUACAGGAAUACUUUUGGACCGAUUCCAAGGUCGUCCUUGGUUACAUUAACAAUAAUGAAAGGCGAUUUCAUGUAUUCGUAGCCAAUCGGAUCCAGCAGAUCAAAUCGAGCACAGAACCAAGUCAAUGGCGAUAUGUUUGCUCAGAAAAUAACCCGGCUGACCAUGCCUCUCGCGGACUCAUGGCAAAGGAGCUUGUAGAGUCUAACUGGUUUACGGGACCUCGUUUCUUGUGGCAAAAGGACCUCCCUAAGGAGGAAGAGUUUAAGGUGAGAGAACUCAAUGAGGAUGACCCAGAAAUCAAAAGAGCACAAGUUCACACAACUGAAGCAAAUGAGGAAAAGUCCCUAUUAGACCGACUUCAGAAGUUUUCGGACUGGAAAAGAGUCGUAAGAGCCAUAGCAAGACUUAAGCGUCUUGCAAAGGAGGUGAAAGGUCUAAAAACAAGAUCCAAUGAAGUUACGACACUUGAAGAAAGAAUGGAGGCUGAACAAUUCAUAAUCCAUGCAGUUCAAGAAGAAGCGUUCAGUGAUGAAAUCAAGGCUCUUAAACAAAAGAAAGAGGUACAAAGGAACAAGUCAACCAAACUGCACAAGUUGAACCCUUUCAAGGACAGUCAAGAUAUCCUGAGGGUGGGAGGUAGAUUGACGCAAGCAACACUCCAUCCUCAUGUCAAACACCCAGCUAUCCUCCCCAAAGGACAUCAUGUGUCUCGAUUGUUGAUAAAGCACUAUCAUGAGAAGGUGAAGCAUCAGGGUCGUGGAAUGACCAUCAAUGAAUUACGCUCCGGUGGGAUUUGGAUCAUGGGGUGUAGUAGUGAAGUUUCAUCACUCAUUUUCAAGUGCAUCAAAUGCAGAAAAUACAGAAAAUGUAAUCAAGAACAAAAAAUGGCCGACCUUCCCCCAGAGAGAAUGGAAGCUACCCCUCCAUUUACCUAUAGUGGUAUGGACUGUUUCGGACCAUUUUAUUGUAAAGAUGGAAGGAAAGAACUAAAGAGGUAUGGGCUUCUAUUCACCUGCAUGUGUUCACGUGCCAUCCACAUUGAGGUAUUGGAUGACCUUUCCACUGAUGCUUUCCUAAACGCGUUGCGCUGUUUUAUUGCUAUAAGAGGCAAUGUAAGUCAACUACGAAGUGACCAAGGCACAAACUUUGUGGGGGCACGCAAUGAAUUCCAAGAAUUAAUGAAAGGAAUGGAUCAAGAACGUGUGAAAGAGUUGGGAUGCAACUUCUUCAUGAACACACCUGCUUCCAGUCACAUGGGUGGGGUCUGGGAGAGGCAGAUUCGGACUGUGAGAAAUGUUCUCACAGCCAUUCUAGACCAGUCUUCUGGAAGAUUAGACAGCUCUUCAUUAAGAACAUUCCUGUAUGAAGUGAUGGCUAUAGUGAACAGUCGACCAUUGACCACGGAACAUCUUAAUGAUCCUUUAGGUCCUGAACCCCUAACUCCAAACCAUAUAUUGACAAUGAAGUCGUCAAUAAUCGCACCACCACCUGGUGAGUUUGUAAGGGAAGAUCUCUAUCUUCAGAAAAGAUGGAAGAGAGUUCAGUUCUUGUCUAAUGAAUUUUGGACCAGAUGGAGAAAGGAGUAUUUGCUGAAUCUGCAGCAGAGGAGCAAAUGGAACAAGGACAGGAGAAAUGCUAAAGUGAAUGACAUUGUCCUGUUGCAAGAUGAUGACGCACCAAGAAAUAAGUGGAAGCUGGCGAAGGUAGUUGAAGUCUUCCAAGGAUCUGACGGAAGAGUCAGAAAACUCAAACUGUUACUUAGUGACACAGCACUAGACAUUAGAGGCGCACGCUCACAUAAGCCAGUUUAUUUAGAAAGGUCAAUACACAAAACAGUACUACUGCUUGAGGCCGAAUAAGUAGCCUAGUUCUUCAUUGUUUUGUUUAUAUUUGAAUGUAUAUGCGUUUAUUUACAUCAUUGUUUUAGAAUGUUCUGUUUAGAAAGUCUAUUUUUGUGAUGUGAAUCACACAUUGUGUGAUGGUGGGAGUGUAAAUGCAGCCGGUAUUUUGAAUAUAUUUGAAAUACUCAUGUACUUUUAUUUUGACAUUCCGAAAACCGGAAGUAAGCCCCGUAACCAAAGCGCAGGGACCAAGCGCACAUGUAGCGAUUCAUGCUAGUUUAAUUCUUUAUACUCCCUGUUUCAACUGCGUAUAAGUUUAAGUAUAUUUGACUUUGAAGAUUGCUUCUGGGAAAUGACUCUGCCGUUGGUUGAGAAGCAGGCUAAAGUGUUCUACGGUGUUAAAGUGUUAAUAAACAUCUGUGUAUGGAACCGGAGUCUCGCAUUCAAUCGAUGGGCGGCAUA
This is a messenger RNA of Triplophysa dalaica, 3645 nucleotides long. RefSeq lists its product as uncharacterized. NCBI's taxonomy places the organism in Eukaryota, Metazoa, Chordata, Actinopteri, Cypriniformes, Nemacheilidae. The coding region runs from base 103 to 3201 and encodes 1032 amino acids. Gene Ontology annotation, molecular function: nucleic acid binding. The record is from RefSeq and is a predicted model, not a curated record. The transcript has 2 exons. Gene Ontology annotation, biological process: DNA integration.